Messenger RNA from Henningerozyma blattae CBS 6284, 1107 nucleotides. RefSeq names its product cyclin family protein. Gene Ontology annotation, molecular function: cyclin-dependent protein serine/threonine kinase regulator activity; protein kinase binding. The transcript has a single exon. The record is from RefSeq and is a predicted model, not a curated record. Gene Ontology annotation, cellular component: nucleus; cyclin-dependent protein kinase holoenzyme complex. NCBI's taxonomy places the organism in Eukaryota, Fungi, Ascomycota, Saccharomycetes, Saccharomycetales, Saccharomycetaceae. Bases 1 to 1107 code for a protein of 368 amino acids. Gene Ontology annotation, biological process: regulation of cyclin-dependent protein serine/threonine kinase activity.
AUGAUAUCUGAUUAUGAUGCUCUAUUAAAAUUUAAAAGAAAGGCCGUUACUGGCGAAAUGAUUCAAUUUCUUUCUAAUUGUGCUGCUUCUGCAAUUCAAAUAAGACCUACAAGUGAUUCAAAUUUAACGAAUGAAAGUAUUUCAAAUAUACCGCCUCUGUAUACCUUUAUUAAAAAUUUAGUGGCACAUUCAAAUGUUCAAACACCAACUCUAAUGACAACGGUCGUCUACCUUAAAAAACUGAAAGCAAUUAUUCCUUCUAACGUUUAUGGUAUUGAGACUACGAGACAUAGAAUGUUUUUAGGAUGUUUGAUUAUUGCAGCAAAGACAUUAAAUGACUCUUCCCCAUUAAAUAAACACUGGGCAAAAUAUACAAACGGUCUACUUCAGUUACGUGAGGUUAAUACCAUUGAAAGAGAAAUAUUAACUUAUUUUAAAUGGGAUUUGCAAAUUACAGUCAACGAUUUACUUACCUGCUUGGCUCCAUUUAUUAAGCAAGUCAAAGAUGAUGAGAAGAGACAAAAGAAUCAAAAUUUCUUAUUAUUCAAUUCUCCUACACCUGGCCAAUUAAGAGAAUGCAUUAAUUCGAAAUUUAGUUUAUCAUCGAAUGCUAAUAUUUCUCCAUAUUCAAAAUCACAUUCUCGUUCUUCAUCCAGUAUUUCGAUUCCUUCAGUAGUGUCUUCUAUAACAACGCCAAAAUCUUCCAUUUUUGAUUCGCCAACUAAAAUAAGAAGGCCAAUCAGUGAAAACAGUUUGGCAGGGGAUGUAUCUUAUCCAGAAUCAAUUGCUGAACUUUCUGAAACCCAAGAAUCGUCACAAAAUAAAUAUAUUACUACCUUGAAAAACAGAACACAACCUCAAAAUAAUCAAAGAUCAUGUAAUGGUCAAUUACCACCAUCUCCUAAUGACAUUUAUACAAAUACUGCCUCAAAGUUGAAUUCAAAUCCAUAUCAACAACAUUUUAACAAUGCUUCUAUAGGCAAUUCUAGCAUUCAAGUAAAAAUAUCAACUUUAUCUGAAAAUAAUUCAAAUUCAAUUCUUGUACACCAUGAUAUCAAGAAAGCUCAUAACAAAAAAUCUAGUUGGCACUCUUUCUUCAAGUAUUAG